AUGAAUACGAAUAAUAAUAAGAGUAAUAGUACAGUAAUAAUAUUAAGUGUAUUUAGAAAUCAAUAUCUAUUACAGUGUAUUACAAGACAUGUACAUAUAAUCAAUACAAUUGAUGAGGUAGCAUCAUAUAGAAUCAAUCAAAUACCAUCACUAAAAUGGGUAGUAGAGAAUAAUACCGGUUCUUUAAUACAUGAACUGUCUAAGAGAUCGUUAGAGAAUGGUCAACGAUUAUUAUUAUCAGGACUACAAGUUGGUUGGGCAACAUUGGAUAUGAUAGUGGCUGUUUGUUCACCUCACACCUAUCACAAAUCAAUUACCUUUCAGAUGGAUACAUUUGACAAGAUAUUCACAUACUAUCAAUCUGCAUUUGAACAAGAACACUUUGCUGUAGACUAUGCAGUACUUUCUGGUAACUUUGAAUUAGUUAAAUAUUUAUUGGAUAAAGGUACACCAUUCACAACCAAUGCAAUUGAUAAUGCUUGUUCAAAAGGUUACCUAGAUAUAAUUAAAUUAUUAUUAAAUACAACACCUAGAAAUGAUCCUCUUUUAUUUGAUGAUAAUAUUAAAUUUACAAAUCAUGCAUAUGAUAAAGCAGCAACGAAUGGUCAUUUAAAUGUAAUAUUAUAUUUAGAUCAAUUAAGAGAACAAUAUCAAAAGGGUGAAUCAAAGUAUCGUGUUGAUUUCACAGCCAAUGCAAUUGAUGGUGCUACACUCAAUAGUCAUUGGAAUGUUGUUAAUAAUAUAUUGGAUAAAUAUAAAAAGGAUGGAGAGAUGAAGAUAUAUCUGUUUACAGUAAAGGCAUUGGAGAAUACAGUCAUGAAUGGUAAUCAUGUUGUAUUGGAGAGACUUAUGAGGAUGUCUCACCCAAAGUUGAAAAAGAUGGGUCAUCAGAAAUGGCUACCUGCGUACUUGGAGAUAGCAGUAGGUAGAGGACACUUGACUUUAAUCCAAUGGGUAUUUAAAACAAAGCUUCAAAAUACCCCACCAACCGAAUUAUUGACAGCUGCAGUAACAAACAAACAUAACGAAUUAAUAGAUUAUUUGAUAAAAUUGCAUAUCAAAAAGAAAACAUAUGUUGCUAAAACUAUACUUCCUAGUUUGUACAAGGUUAUAGAGGGUGGUCAUUUCGAGUUGCUAAAGAGAAUGAUCGAUCAAGAGGAUGGAGGAAAGUUAAGACAGACACUAAGAGCCCACUCGGAUCAGUUGGUGCAGUGGGCCAGUCGAUUCGGACGUUUAGAAAUACUCAAAUGGUUGUAUAAUACCAACCUGGAAGUGACGAGCGGAUUAGAGCAUCUCGGUCUGGCGUGUCUAGGUGAACACCCUUCGCUCGAGAUGAUCAAGUAUUUGGUCGAGACGCGUGGAGAAGUGCCAGCAGUUGACCAACUCGAAGAACUCGCGAGUGUAGGUGCAAUCGACUGUGUAGACUAUAUUCUCGGUUUGGACAAGACUAAUCAUACUCAUCUACACGUAUCUUUGAAAGCAGUAAUAUAUGCAUGUACAUUAAAAUCAAGUGAUAUGUUACAACUCUUGUUGGAUAGAGGUUUGAUCGAGAACCAUGAAGCCAAUCUUGUGUACUAUCUAACGGGUGCAGUCGACUCUGGAUCAUUCCCAUGUGUCAAACUACUAGUGUCUACUUUAAAAAGAGAUAUUAGUCGUGUGACGAGCGAGAUACUUUCUCAAUCAGUGUCGCAGGGCAGGAUAGAUAUUACAAAGUAUUUGGUCGAGCAAUAUCCUCAUAUCCUCAAAAAAGCCAAGAAUGCGCAAGAUCACCUGGUGACACCACUGCGGUCUGCCGUUCAAUUGGGCUACGUUCAAACGGUUGAUUUCAUACUUGGAUUAAAGGCACUAGAGGUAUCAGAAGAGGAUGGUGAGUCUUGGAUAGAGAUGGUCGAUACGCCACGGUUCAACGGCCCAGACGAUCUACUCCACCAAGCAACCCUAUUUUGUAGUCCUACGAUGCUCCAAGUUAUACAUCGACACCGUCCAAUUGUUGAGAGUCUAACAUUUGGUAUCGACCCCAGGUGUCGCGAGAAUCUCGAAACGAUAGAGGAAAGAGCAAGAAUUAAUGGGUAUCUAUUGAAUUCAGAUUAUCUCAGAGAUAUCAAAUUCCCCAACCACAUAGAAUGGUGCUUAAUGUGUACUGCCAAGAUUGAGGUGUUAGAGCUUGCCCAUAAAACUCUUGAUUAUACCUCAGCCUUCUCUGAUUACGGUUUCGGUGGCUUUUUGCCACACGAUUGGCUCUGGAUUUCUGUGCAUUAA
This is a messenger RNA of Cavenderia fasciculata, 2259 nucleotides long. RefSeq lists its product as uncharacterized. Gene Ontology annotation, molecular function: protein binding. NCBI's taxonomy places the organism in Eukaryota, Evosea, Eumycetozoa, Acytosteliales, Cavenderiaceae. The coding region runs from base 1 to 2259 and encodes 752 amino acids. The record is from RefSeq and is a predicted model, not a curated record. The transcript has 3 exons.